AUGUCCGCUUCGCCAAUCCUUUCCAACGUCCAAUUGUCCCAGCAGAUGUCGUUCACGCCUCAACCUUUAGAUGCUGAUCCAUCGAGAGGCUUCACUGACCUCAUGAUGGCGGAUUUGGUAUGUAGUGUCAUGAACGAAAGGCCAUUCGAUACGGUCUUGGGUAAUCAGAGCAUAGGACAUUUGCCAGAUAUUCUAGAUUUCGCGUUUGACGACACUUUCGACUUCUCCUCUGCCGAAAUCUUCACGCCACUAGUCAGUAUAGAUGGGCCUCCCGUGCAUGCUCAUAGCGGCACUGCUACACCUUCCAUCCAAAGACUUGCAAGCCUCGGCCAGCAAGCAUUCAAGGACUCUAUGUGGCUAUGGACUCCCACCCAUGGUGACUCUUCCGCAGCUGAGCAGGAAAACUUGUCGAUUCCAACACCGGAAUUGCUCUUAGCCGACACUACCAGUGUCAUUCAUCAUCUAUCUUUGCCUAGCAGGGAUCGUGUACUGGCACUUAUACUGAGGACAUGUGAACAAUCAGCGCAAAUGCAAAUCGUCUCUUGCUUUCCAUCUGCUGAGAUGUUAUCAAAAUUGUCCAGUAACUUCAUCAGCUAUCACUCUCGUCAAUUUGCUCCGUGGAUUCAUGUGGCAACACUCGAUCUCAAUCAGGAGCGCGAAGUCUUCCUGUUAGCAUUGAUAGCUUCGGGAGCAACGAACUCAUCAUUUCCUAAUGUUCGGAAACUAGGCUAUGCCAUGCAUGAGGCUUUGCGCCUUAGUAUUCCAGCCUCUUUUGAGAAGGACAAUAGAAGCACUCGAGACCUGCGGAGUCUACAAGCUAUGGCGUUAGAGCUGCAGAUAGGCCUUUGGAGUGGCAACCGUCGCAAGUUGGAAAUUGCCGAAAGUUUCGCAUAUCCGAUCAUUACUAUGACACGCAGAGGUGGUAGAUUUCGACAGAGAUCGCUGGUAGAUCUUACACCACAUAUGGAUGACAAUGUUCAGACAACCGAGACGAAAUGGAAGAAAUGGGUGGAACAUGAGUCCUUCAAAAGACUCGCCUACCACCUGUUUCUUGUAGAUGCAGGAUCCUCGUACGCGUUGAUGAGCCAACCUCUGAUCUCUUACGCCGAAGUUUGUGUCGAUCUACCUUGCUCGGCGGAUCUGUGGCAAGCGACAAGUGCCCAAGAAUGGAAACAAAGAUACCUUGUCAACCAUACGCAUAUCGAAGACUCACCCAAUUUGCGGCAUGUUCUUGAAGAUCCGAGUCAAUUGACGAGUGUGCAAUCGAUCAUCGAUGUACAACUUAGUCUUACAGUAAUCGUUUCAAUCCUUUGGUCACGAGUAUGGCAAUGUCUACAGAUGAGGACACUGUCUAAUUACCAGUACAAUGGGUCUGGAGCCUCUAGCAUGCUCACAGUCAACACAUACCACCAAGAGCUGAUUCAUGCAGCGAAGAAUAUUUCCCUCAGGUCCUCCGACUGGCAUGGCGGACUUGGUCCUUACGCCGAAAUGCUUCUGGAGCUCUGCAUGCUGCAUCUUCAUGUUUCCCUCGAAGCUGUUCAACUCUUAGCUGGCAAAGAUGGUGAAGAAGAGGCGCGAAAAGUUGUACCUGUCUUGCGAAGAUGGAUCGUGUCAGCAGAAUCUCGGCAGGCAAUUUUUCACGCUGGUCGUGUGCUCGCAGCCGCCCGCAGAUACCCACUUGGCUAUCUUCGUGAUCAGUCCGCCGUGGCUGUUUAUCAUGCUAGUCUAGCAUUGUGGGCAUACGCGAUUCUUUCCGAAGCACCCUUGCAUGGUGGUGUUACCAGCACUGAACGGUAUUCUACUUCGGACCACAACAAUAUUCCGCAAGUAUUUCUAGAUGAAGAGGACGGGCCUGAAAUGCAGAGAUUUCUGGUCUUGGGUCUUGGGGUACCUGCUAUCAGAAAGUAUGAAGAAGUCUGGUUCAGUCCGCGAGAAAUCAACAAUUAUGUUCCACUCAGUGAUACACUCAUGGCUAUGAAGAGCGUUGCAAACCUGCUCUCGAGCAAAAAUGGAGACGCACAAAGCAGACCACUCAUGGUUACAAAUUUGAAUAGACUCAUACUGGCGCUGGGUCAUGCUGCUGUUGAGUUGAAGAAGAAGGGUUCGUAA
Molecule: messenger RNA, 2109 nt
Organism: Lithohypha guttulata
Lineage: Eukaryota; Fungi; Ascomycota; Eurotiomycetes; Chaetothyriales; Trichomeriaceae
Exons: 2
Coding region: 1-2109 (702 amino acids)
Biological process (GO): DNA-templated transcription
Molecular function (GO): zinc ion binding; DNA binding
Source: RefSeq, a predicted model, not a curated record